CGCACUCGGGAACGGCUGUCGUGGUUCACCGCUGUGUCUUCGCCCUACAUAUAGUGGUAAGCUUGUCGCACAAGAUGGAAAAGGUGCACGGAAAACGACAUAGGAAGAAGGGCGCGAAGGGUCGCACUAAGAGUAGGGCCCCGGGUGCCGACACUAGUGACGUCCCCUCCGUUGUUUCUCCUGUUUCGCCAUCCUCCCCGCUUCCGACGUCUCCCUCAGCUGAACCGCAAGGGUCUUCUGUUGACGCCGCUUCAAGAACAGCAACCGAUGUUUCUCCUUCGGUGCCUGCCCAUGCUGCUGUUUCGGAAACCGCUGCUUCUCCUCGACCUGCUCCUAGUGUUCCCGUUCCGGAAUCAGCAGGUGCCACAGCACCUGCUGUGGUGCACUCAGCAGGUGCACUUGCAGGUGCACUUCCUUCUACGCCUCCUGCUGUUGCCUCCACGCAGCCUGCUCCUGAGAGCCGUCGCAGUCUUGCGAGCCUGGUUCCGUUCGCCAUUGACGAUUCGCCAUAUAAUACCCCAAUUACCCUUUCCUACUACAGCAAACACCCGUCCGGACCUAUUGGUAACGUGCAAGACAAAGGAAGCAAGGACGGCCAACGAACUGCAUCCAAAACAACUACCACCAGGAAAGGAGCAGAUACAUCCGAAACUGCACCGCCCGGAGCCGCAAGCGAGGAAGGCGACGUGGAAUCUGAUCCAGAUGUUCGUUGCGGAUUCCUCUGCGUCCGAUACCAUUUCCUGGAACGUUUCCGCACACCGGGGUGGCUUCUGCUGGUCCUGUGCAGUGUCUGCUUCAUGCGCAACUUUACUGUGGCCGGUAUCAUGCUUGUCGUGCUGCCCACUCUCGAGCGACGGUACCAACUCACCGGGUCUGAGACUGGUACCAUCGUUAGUACCAACGAUAUGGCGGGCUCUCUGCUACUGCUUCCUGUGUCUUUCAUGGCGAGCAACCGCAACAAGCCUCACUUCAUCAGCGCAGGAAUUACGCUCAUUGGCUUGGGAAAUACAGUGAUCACAUUGGCCCAUACCCUUGCACCGCCCUACCAGUCGGGUGCCGGAACCACCGACGAAAAUUGUCCCAGAAUCAACGUGGACUCCGAUGUGCACUCUGAUGGAGAUAGCAUCCGGCACUUCCGUUUCGUCAUCCUAUUCGGUCAAGUGUUGGCUGGCAUCGGAGCGACCGCUACUAAUACUGUCGCCGUCGCAUACCUCGUGGAAAAUGUGCCUCCGGAAAAGGCCCCUGCCUAUGUCGGCAUAUUUAACAGCAUGCUCGUUCUGGGACCCUCCGUAGGAUUCAUUUUCGGAGGCAUGACGCUCAAAUACUAUGUGGACAUCUUCACAGAUUAUAGAGAGCUGGGCAUCACACCAAGCAGCGGGUCAUGGGUUGGAGCCUGGUGGAUAGGUUUCUUCGUCGCCGCUGUAGUAGGACUGUUCCUGGGUUUCGCUGUCGUCUUAUACCCUAGGCGCCUCCCACGAGGCGACUCGGCCAGUAAACCAUCGACAGACAAUGUCGUUGAAUGGACAGACACGUCGUGCCUGCAGUCCCGCGACUUCGGGGGUCACCUGUCUGACUUACCCAGCGCCCUGCUCAAAUUGACCAAGAACUUAACUUUAGACUUAGUCUGCCUCGCACGAUCUUUCCUUCAGUUGUACACGACAGGUAUCACGUCAGUGGUGACGAAAUUUCUCGAAGCGCAGUUUGCUCUCACAUCCGCCAACGCCGCACUCCUUAUAGGGCCCAUAGCGCUUGUGGCUGGAGCAGGAGGGGCUAUCUUUGGAGGCGUCAUGGUUAGCAAGCUGAAGCUGGGGUCGUCUGGCAUUCUACGUCUCUGCCUCUGUAACACCGUUCUUUCCCUGCUAGGCAUGCUUAUCUUCUGGUUUGCUUGCCCCGAUGCGAAUCUCGCAGUUAACGCUCAGGCUGACGGACAAACUGCUGCCUCCAAGUACGAAAUGUCCUGCAAUAGUCACUGUGGGUGCAUCGAGGAUGUGGUACAGAUAGUUUGCAGUGCCGACAACAAAGUCUACCUGUCGCCAUGCUACGCUGGUUGCCAGAUUACUAUACCUGGCAUCAACGCUACGGGCUAUUCGUCCUGCGCAUGUAUAGAAGGUACAAUGCCUAUCGAGGGCCGCGACGGUCCCGUGCAGGUACAAGCCGUGCGAGCCCGGUGUAAAGUUCACUGCGGCCUUCUGAUUCCAUAUCUGCUAGGGAUCACGGCUUGUCUGUCAUCUGUCUUUCUCAGUAUGGCCCCGUCCACAGCUCUUGUCAUACGGGUGGUGAGGCCAAAAGAAAGAGCGCUGGCCCUAGGGUUAAUAGGCCUUUCAAGUCGGUUGCUCGGCAGUAUUCCUGCGCCAGUGGUGUUCGGCACAAUCGUCGAUUCAAGUUGCGCAGCUUGGAAGAAAAAAGGCGGACAACGUGGAAACUGUCUGGCUUAUCACAACAUCCAGUUGGCUCACGGCGUCUUCUUCACGCUUCUAGUCUGCGUCUUCGGCGCCAUGGCUUCCUACGCGGUAGCCCUUUACAAAGUGUCGAGAAUGACGGAAACACCAGGAGGGUCGACAAAGAAACAUGUUCCUGCGCAUCAUCAUGAAGCCGAAUAACGAGGAUGAAGAGGAAUAUGGGACGCCUGCACCUGGACCCACGCCUGAGCAAAAUCCACAUGCACAUAUUUCGACACGUUUCAUAUCAGUAUCUUUGAAUACACUGUAAAGUGUGCGCGUUAGAUACGUUAGGUUCUCAGAAUAAUAAAAUGGUUCAAUCUCUGG
Messenger RNA from Ornithodoros turicata, 2765 nucleotides. Its product is annotated as solute carrier organic anion transporter family member 4A1-like. Gene Ontology annotation, biological process: transmembrane transport; sodium-independent organic anion transport. NCBI's taxonomy places the organism in Eukaryota, Metazoa, Arthropoda, Arachnida, Ixodida, Argasidae. The transcript has 16 exons. Gene Ontology annotation, cellular component: plasma membrane. The coding region runs from base 75 to 2600 and encodes 841 amino acids. The record is from RefSeq and is a predicted model, not a curated record. Gene Ontology annotation, molecular function: protein binding.